Molecule: messenger RNA, 1279 nt
Organism: Paralichthys olivaceus (Japanese flounder)
Lineage: Eukaryota; Metazoa; Chordata; Actinopteri; Pleuronectiformes; Paralichthyidae
Source: RefSeq, a predicted model, not a curated record
UUUAUUCUGAGGGGUCACCGACGGAAGUUCUGCUUAGGGAGCGAGGUGUUGACUCGCAGUGAAAAAGUAAAACAGUGGCUGAAACGUAACUCGAGAGAGACCACAGACAACCACAGACCUUCAAUUACCAAAAAUCACAGACAGGGAGAGCUAGCUUGACUGUGUGACGUGCUAAAGUGACAUAAUGGACUACUCUGGUCUACUAACUGACACCAAGAAGCAAGUUCCCCUGAAGAGCAUUGAGGUGGAGCUGGAGGUGAGGGACCAUGUGGCGACAGUGGUCUCCACUCUGAACUACGAGAACAAGGAGGACAAACCUCUGGAGGCUGUUUUUGUCUUCCCUCUGCCUGGAGACGCUGCUGUCUGUCACUUCAGUGCUCAGAUUGGACAGACACAGCUUGUAGCUGUGGUUAAGGAGAAACAGAAGGCUCAUGAGGAGUAUGAUGAUGUGCUGAGCUCCGGACAGCAGGCCUUCCUGUUAAAGGAGAGCGAGCAGAGUCCAGAUAUAUUCACUCUGAGUGUGGGCAGUCUGCCUCCAGGAGAGAGCGCCUCCCUCAGGCUGGAGUACGUCACUGAGCUGGCUGUGCAGGCGGACGAGGGGCUGAGGUUUUGUCUGCCUGCUGUGCUCAACCCUCGCUACCAACCUCAAGGUAGUGAAGGUACCGGUGUGCAGGUGACCUCUGUUCCAGCCUCUCUGGUUCCCUACAGUCUGUCUUUUUCUGUCCGAGUGUCGUCUCCUCGUCCAGUCUCUAAAGUAGAGUCCAGCUCCUCUCUGGAGCCUCUCCAGUACGUCAACACAGAGCAGACCCAGGCCACGGUCAAGUUGGCUGCAGGACACAAGUUUGACAGAGAUGUUGAGCUGCUGAUUUAUUACAAAGAUGCUCACCAGCCCACUGCUGUGGUGGAGGCAGGACAGGCCUCUGCUGAACCUGGGAGUCUGAUGGGUGACCCAGUCGUGAUGCUGAGCCUGUACCCUGAGUUCCCCCAGUCUGUGAUGUCUUCACUCGCCUCAUGUGGAGAGUUCGUGCUCCUACUGGAUCGAUCUGGGAGUAUGGGUUGUCCGAAAAGUGACAUCAAGCAAACAGAAAAUCGAAUUGCCAGUGCAAAGGAUACUCUCAUGCUCCUGUUGAAGAGCUUACCAAUGGGCUGCUACUUCAACAUCUACAGUUUUGGCUCGAGCUUUCAACACAUCUUCCCUAAGAGUGUGGAGUACAGUGAGAAGAGCUUAGAAAAGGCUCUGAAGAUAUACAGUCUUGAGCAUGUUGCAAUGGUGCGUUAG